Megalobrama amblycephala (Wuchang bream) is the source of this 3077-nucleotide messenger RNA. RefSeq lists its product as uncharacterized. Lineage: Eukaryota; Metazoa; Chordata; Actinopteri; Cypriniformes; Xenocyprididae. Bases 74 to 442 code for a protein of 122 amino acids. The transcript is spliced from 8 exons. The record is from RefSeq and is a predicted model, not a curated record.
AAGAGCUCAGCUUCAGUCAGCUCAGCUUCCUGUCCUAUUCAGUGUUGCAGGGGCCAAGGAAGUGAAUAAGAAGAUGCUGCGUUUACUCAUUCUGUUUUUGAUUCUUCAAGGUUCAGCUGCAACAUCAGAAGACACAGAAGGAAAUUCUUCAGGAUUCCUCGGUGACGAUGAGGAUGGUGAUGGCUAUCGUAAGGAUGUAGUGUGUAGAAUGUUUGAUCCUGUUAAAUCUGAAGGUCCUAAAGAAAAUCCUGGAACAGAUAGAUCCACAGGAGAUGAUGAUGCUACAGGUGGAACCUUGAUAAUCAUCAUAGCUGCCGUUAGCGUCACAGUUCUGGCCAUUGGGAGUAUUGUAGCUAUUGUCCUCUUCAGACGCUACUUGCAAAGCCGAGAACAGGGGGUCUACUCUGUGCCGGCAGAGCAAGGACAGAAAGCUGCUGUCUAACCAUCAGGGCCUUUUCAUUUCCUCUCUCCGCUGGAUCCUUUCAGGGACGUGCUGCAAGCAUGUGAUUUCUCAUCCAAAUGUAUCUAUAUCUAUAGCGGAUUCUAUAACGUCAGUAGACGAGAAUGUAUUGCUAUCAUGAAUUUUCUAUUCAUCGUUUUUAAAUGCACAACGUAUAGCGUUCAUGCACACAUGCCAAAUGUUGCACUCACAGAGAAAGUCCCUGUGUAGCACAGCUCACUUUUUCCCUCUCCACUUACAAUAUUUUUUUUAUUUAAAUCAAGUACAGAACUGUUCUUAAAGGUGUAGUGUGUAAUAUUCUUUAAAUACUUUCUCCUAAAAAGUAAGCCAUUCAUAGUUUUUUCCACACAGAAAAAAAAAAGAAUAAACAAAUAUUGUGGCUCUGUUUAUUGGAACACCCUGACACAACAACAUCGGCUCAACCAAUGGCGUGAGUUUGGGGCGGGACUGUCUGUUCGACUAGCCAAUGGUAGCUUUAAGCAAACAUUCUCCCCGUUUUCCGUUCCAGUACUCUGAUGUUAGCCGUCCCCAGUGUGCUAAAGUGACAAAAUCAGGACGGUUAAAAGAUAAAGCUGGGCUCUGUCUCUCUGAUUAUUUGACAAACUAGAGAAAGAAGCAGAGAGAGAGAAAAGUCAGUGGAAAAGUGGCUCUGAACACCCACUUGUCAAGCGGCGAAUUAAUCAACCGCUUUAAAUUAUGUUGUUUUCUUUUUCCUUUCUUUCAUGGCGGACAACUCCUCUAAAGCACUGUAGAUUGUAAAUAGCUCUGGGAUGCUGGGUAGCAGAUUAAUGUUUCAUCCUGCUGGCUUUAAUGGGGAUGGAGACAAUCCAAUGGGUGGACGAAAUACGGAUACAGAAAAACACACGACACUCGUAUAAUGGGGUCCAAAGGUCUACUAGUGAAAUGUAGCAUUUUCCUUGCCAUUGCAAUUAUAUUAUCAGCAUAAAAAUAUGAGUGAAAAGUUGAAUUAUGAAUGGAAAAAAAAAAAAGUGAAAGCUGAAGUAUAUAUUCAGGUUUAAAUGAGAUUUUUGAAUCUUCAGCAUGGACUCUUUGGACCCCGCACUGUAUCUACAGCAUCAUCGAUUGAAACUAAGACACUAUAGCGAGAUAUACUUUUAUCUUCCUCGUUCUCUCUCUCACCGUUCCUUUUUCUUCCAUUUUUUAGAUUAAAAUGGAAAUCAAUCAAAGCCCUUUUAGUCUGAGUCUGAAGACUCUUGAGUGUCUCGGCUCUUUAUUCUGAAUUUACACAAAGACGGCAGGCUAGCAAAAACAGUUCUUCUGCGCUUUCUUACUGUCUUGUUAAAUGGUUAGUUCACCUAAAAAUGUAUGUAUGACUUUUCUUUUUUUCUUCUGCCGAACACAAAAGAAGAUAUUUGGAAGAACAUUUGGGGUCCAAACAACAUUGAACCCUAUUGACUUUUAUUGUAUAGGCAAAAAAAACAUUUCUCAAAACAUCUUUUUUGUGUGUUCUGCAUAAGAAAAAAAGUGAGACAGGUUUGGAAUUACAUGAAGGAUAGGCCUAGAGUAUAUAAUAACAAAACUUAAAAAAUAAUUCUCUGCCCUCCCGGCUUGUAUAUAACAGUGGAGGGCUGCUAACCCAGAUCUCGAUUUAAAAAUGUUUCCAUUUCUUUAGCUGGAUUUCAUGUUUCUUGAUUACCUGCUUUUUUGUGCUUGCUGGUUUUCUAUUUAAAUCUAAAUCCAAAUCCAAUCUUGUGCGCAUUAGACAGCUUGAGCUUGUUACUUUGAUGCAUGUGGGUGUGUAUAAAGGCAUUAGUCUGUAAUAUUAAUCAAGAUUUGCAAUAUAGCUAUUCUGGUAAAUCAUUCGCUAAAAGUGUCCUUAGACAAUAGCAUUUCAGAUAGCUGGAAUUGGAAAAACAGGCUAAAUUAAAAGAAAAAGGAAAAAACAAAAACAAAAAACAAAAAAACAUUUCAGCUUCUAAGAGUCAUUCGAAAAGCCAGUUUCAUAUAUAUAUAUAUAUAUAUAUAUAUAUAUUAUAGAGAUUUUUAUAUUAAAACCGUCGGGCUUCAUUAACUACAACAACUUUCUUUUGGGCUCUUUGGGCAGGUUGCUUUAUUCCAUGUGAAGGGACUUUAUACUUAUGUAAAAAAAAAAAAAAAAAAAAAAAGAUCUGUUCGAUAUUUACCCAUUCAAGAAACCCCAAUGCAAGAUAACCUUUAACUCACACAGAUUCACAUUUCAAUUCUGUUAGCAGUUUCUCUUAGUUGAUGUAAGAACGGAGUGGAAAAUGCAGAUGUAGAUUUUCCUUCUGAAGGUGGCUCUCAACAACCUUUGAAGGGAAAAUCAUAAGAGAUUGUAUUGUAUUUCCUUUCAAUGGAGGCUGUUUACAUCAGCGCUUAUUUUAUUUUGUUAUGUAAGGUAUUCUAUCAGCAAAAAGGUAUACGUAUGUCUUUCAGAGUUUUUUUUUUUUAUCAUGUAGUAGUAUACAACACUCCCAGUGCUUGACCUCUGGUAAACAUUACUGUUAUUCACGGACAUUUGUGUGAUUUCUACUGAAGUUUAAACGUUAAUGCCUGUUGCUGUAUAUAUUUGAUAAGACAACCUGUCAUCUAUUUGUUGUAUAAGACAUUUAUUUUAAAUAAAUAUUAUUGUUCUCAA